This is a messenger RNA of [Torrubiella] hemipterigena, 1767 nucleotides long. The record is from the annotation of a GenBank genome assembly. Lineage: Eukaryota; Fungi; Ascomycota; Sordariomycetes; Hypocreales; Clavicipitaceae.
GCCCCCAUCACGAUAUACCUAAGCGCCACAGGACCAGUCGUUACUCUGAGAAUCCCAUUACGGAUCGUCCACUUGUCUGCACUGAUCAUUUGCCGGUGUUUAAUCAAUUCGCAUAAACCAACCCACCCACCAGGACGAUCAUGCGCCGAACCAAUCUCCGGCCCCAGCUGCGAACACCGUCUUGCGUAUUUUGACUUUGUCCCCUGAUCGCCGAUCUGGCGUCUUGGCCCUUUCUGGUACACAAGACCGCUAAAGUUUACGCUUGUCUGUCCUUUCCACGGGAUUAAGCUUUCCUUGUUAUCCUGUCUGUAACAACCACGAGACUCAAACUCCGUCCCAUCCUGACCUGACCUUCCCAUCUCUCGUUUCGUUCUUUCACAAGCUGCGGUGAUCUGCAUUCUGCGCUGAGUGUCGAAAACCCAGCCGCACGUGUUCACGGCACCCACGACGCAUGAAAAUAGUCGGCCCACCACGGACGCUAACAGCACCCAAACCGCCCAUGGGAUUCGGUGUUUGUAUUGGGCAGCAGAUUCAGUUUUCGGUGCUGAAUCUGGAGAAUUGUGCCGGUCCACCAAUCGCGUGCUCUCGAGACCGCCUCUGCCGGCCACAUGCAUGCUCAGAUCCCUUCCGCUAAUAGGCUGGCACCGAGUGCCGCAAGGUGGGAUUUGCUUACACUCAGCCGCGGCAGGUUAAAACUAACGAGAAAAAAAAUAAAUGAAAAUAAAAUAAUAUUGUAGGUGCAACUAAGUAUUAUAAAAGUCCCCGCGACCGCUCCUCGUCUCGUGUGUUCCGUAGCUUCUACCUUUCUAUUCUCACCAUCACCAUCAAGAUGAAGACCUCCGUCUCUGUUGUCCUCGCCCUUGCCGCUGGCGCCAUUUCCGCCCCCGUUGCUCCUGGUGUUCCCACCGCCGCCGCUGCCCGCUCCGAGCUUGCCCAGCUCACUGUCGCCGACCAGGUCGACGAUGGCAACUACUCCCGCAGCCAGUUCAAGACCUGGGACAUUAUCCACGACAAGUGCAACACCCGCGAUGUCGUCUUGAUCCGUGAUGGCACCGACGUCCAGACCAACGACCGUUGCACUGUUGGCGAUGGCAACUGGGUCAGCCCCUACGACGGCGCUGUCUUCACCGCAGGCCACGACCUCGACAUUGACCACAUGGUCCCUCUUAAGAACGCUUGGGUCUCCGGUGCUUCCGCCUGGACCGCCAAGCAGCGCGAGGCUUUCGCUAACGACCUCAAGCACCCCCAGCUCUGGGCUGUUUCUGCCCACGCCAACCGCUCCAAGGGCGACAAGGGCCCCGAGGAGUAUCUCCCUCCCUCUGCCGACUUCAAGUGCACCUACGCCGAAUCUUGGGUUCAGGUCAAGAGCUACUACAAGCUCACCGUCACCCAGAACGAGAAGGAUGCCCUUGCUGGUGUUCUCGCCAACUGCUAAGCAUGAAUAAUGUGAAGCAAAAUUGUUAAAUAAGAAAAGCAAAGCGGAAAUAGGCGCCUCGGAGACGAGACGAUCAAGCCUUGAUGGUGACUUUCCAUGUAUGUAUUCUUGAUAUAUAUUAAAAAAAGAACUGUAAAUAUUAUGGCAUAUAAGAUGCUCUGGUAAAUCUUGCGGGUCUGAAGUCUAGUAAAAAGCAGAAGUGCGGAUAUAUGUGUGUAUGCAGCUGUUAAAUGACAUGUACAAGAACAAGAUGUUGAAGUUUGUACUGAGAUGACGAUGAGGAACGGCGUUUACAGGACUGCGCAUACAGACCACCAGGGGCGGGACGGACG